AUCGCUCAUCGGAUUAUAAAAAGAUAAGAGAUACACACAUACAGUAAGGUCGGUUAAAAACUUGUGAUUAAGUAACGAACAAGCCAAAUCCUUCUAUUUUUUUUUUCCUUCUUCUAUUAAGAGUCGAACAAAACAAACCCUAAACAACCAAAACCAACCAACCUUAGGCUCCGUCGUCAAAAAUUCUCCAGGCGAAGAUGAAAAGAAUUGUUCGAAUUUCAUUCACAGACAUGGAAGCAACCGAUUCUUCAAGCAGCGAAGACGAAUCAUCAUCAUCGUCUCCUCCUUCGUCCCGUCGUCGAGGCAAGAAGCUAGUCAAGGAGAUCGUCCUCGAUUCUUCCGAUCCCCAGGCCGAGGUCAGGAAGACUCGGUUCAAAAUCAGGAUUCCGGCAAAGUUUCUUGCCGCGACUAAGACGACGGAGACUAAGAAGAAGUACCGCGGCGUGAGGCAGAGACCUUGGGGGAAGUGGGCGGCUGAGAUUAGAUGUGCUAGUAGAAGAGCUAACGGCGGCGGUGGUGGUGGUUGUAAAGGAGGAGGAGGAGGAGGAGGAGGAGGAGGAGGAAGACCUCAACGUAUAUGGCUAGGGACUUUUGAAACAGCAGAGGAAGCUGCUCUUGCUUAUGAUAACGCUGCGAUUCAGCUUCUUGGACCUGAUGCGCCUACUAAUUUUGGCCGUCCUGAUGCUGCUCCUGCUGCCGUCAUGAAGCUUCAAGAUUCCGAUGCUCCCUCCUCCGCUAAUACGCCUCCGGUGGUUUAACUUUGUAAAUUUGAUCAAUCUUUUUCUUUUUUUUUUUUUUUUUUUAACUUUGCAACUUCGCUUUGUACAUGCUUUUAAUUUCUGAAGUUCUAAUUCCUCAUUCCCAGAUUCUUGGUUCUGUUUUUUCGAAAUUGUAUAUUGUGAUCUGUGGUGAUGGUGGUUGGUCUCUUUAUUGGCCUGAAUUAGGAACUAUUGCUUCAAUUUGAGACUAUUGUUCUAUGAA
Molecule: messenger RNA, 981 nt
Organism: Camelina sativa (false flax)
Lineage: Eukaryota; Viridiplantae; Streptophyta; Magnoliopsida; Brassicales; Brassicaceae
Product: ethylene-responsive transcription factor ERF069-like
Biological process (GO): regulation of DNA-templated transcription
Molecular function (GO): DNA-binding transcription factor activity; DNA binding
Source: RefSeq, a predicted model, not a curated record